Lonchura striata (white-rumped munia) is the source of this 2928-nucleotide messenger RNA. It is a transcript of the gene UBTF, whose product is annotated as upstream binding transcription factor. The record is from RefSeq and is a predicted model, not a curated record. Lineage: Eukaryota; Metazoa; Chordata; Aves; Passeriformes; Estrildidae.
CGCCGCCGCGCCGCUCCGCCGGCGGGGCUGGAGGAGGCGCUUUGUUCCUCCCCGGGCUCCCGCUGCCGCCGCCGCCACCGCCGCGCUCCGGGCUCGAGCCGUGCGGGAGUGAUUUCGGGAAGAGGGUGAGGAGGGAGCCGGCGGGACCGUCCUGGGCACAGGCAGGUGGAGGAUGAACGGCGAAGCCGAGUGCCCUGCAGACCUGGAAAUGACAGCUCCCAAAAACCAAGACCGCUGGUCGCAGGAGGACAUGCUGACCCUCCUGGAGUGCAUGAAGAAUAACCUGCCCUCCAACGACGGGAGCAAGUUCAAAACCACCGAGUCCCACCUGGACUGGGAAAAAGUGGCUUUCAAGGACUUCUCAGGGGAGAUGUGCAAGAUGAAGUGGAUGGAGAUCUCUAAUGAGGUGAGGAAAUUCCGGACCCUCACAGAGCUCAUUAUGGACGCUGAAGAGCACGUGAAGAAUCCUUACAAAGGCAAAAAGCUCAAGAAACACCCUGACUUCCCCAAGAAGCCCCUGACUCCCUAUUUCCGCUUCUUCAUGGAGAAGCGAGCCAAAUACGCCAAGCUUCACCCCGAAAUGAGCAACCUGGAUCUCACCAAGAUCCUGUCCAAAAAAUACAAGGAGCUUCCCGAGAAGAAAAAGAUGAAAUACAUCCAGGACUUCCAGCGAGAGAAGCAGGAGUUUGAGAGGAACUUGGCGAGGUUCAGGGAAGACCACCCGGAUCUCAUCCAGAACGCCAAGAAAUCCGACGUCCCCGAAAAGCCCAAGACCCCCCAGCAGUUGUGGUACAACCACGAGAAGAAGAUCUACUUGAAAGUGCGUCCAGAUGCCACCACGAAGGAGGUGAAAGAGUCGCUGGGCAAGCAGUGGUCUCAACUCUCGGAUAAAAAGAGGCUGAAAUGGAUUCAUAAGGCCCUGGAACAGCGGAAGGAGUACGAGGAGAUCAUGCGGGAUUACAUCCAGAAGCACCCGGAGCUGAACAUCAGCGAGGAGGGAAUCACCCGCUCCACCCUCACCAAGGCCGAGCGGCAGCUCAAGGACAAGUUCGACGGACGACCCACGAAGCCACCCCCGAAUAGCUACUCCCUGUACUGUGCAGAGCUGAUGGCCAACAUGAAAGACGUGCCCAGCACAGAGCGGAUGGUGCUGUGCAGCCAGCAGUGGAAGCUGCUCUCUCAGAAGGAAAAAGACGCCUACCACAAAAAGUGUGACCAGAAAAAGAAAGAUUACGAGAUCGAGCUGCUCCGCUUCCUGGAGAGCCUGCCCGAGGAGGAGCAGCAGCGGGUGCUGGGCGAGGAGAAGAUGUUGGGCAGCAACCGGAAAGGGGCGACGAGUCCCGCAUCCAAAAAGUCCUCACCAGAGACCGGCAAGGCCAGCUCAGAGAAGCCCAAGCGGCCCAUCUCAGCCAUGUUCAUCUUCUCGGAGGAGAAGCGGAAGCAGCUGCAGGAGGAGCGGCCGGAGCUGUCGGAGAGCGAGCUGACCCGGCUCCUGGCCCGCAUGUGGAACGACCUCUCCGAGAAGAAGAAGGCCAAGUACAAGGCGCGGGAGGCGGCGAUGAAGGCGCAGUCGGAGAAGAAGCACGGCUCAGAUAAAGAGGAGCGCGGCAAGCUGCCCGAGUCUCCCAAAACUGCUGAGGAGAUCUGGCAACAGAGCGUCAUCGGGGACUACCUGGCUCGUUUCAAGAACGACCGGGGCAAAGCGCUGAAGGCCAUGGAGGCCACUUGGAACAACAUGGAGAAGAAAGAGAAGCUGAUGUGGAUCAAGAAGGCGGCGGAGGAUCAGAAGCGAUACGAGAGGGAGCUGAGCGAGAUGCGGGCCCCUCCGUGCUCCACCAACUCCACCAAGAAAAUGAAAUUCCAGGGAGAGCCGAAGAAACCCCCAAUGAACGGUUACCAGAAGUUCUCCCAGGAGCUCCUGUCCAACGGGGAGCUGAACCACCUCCCGCUGAAGGAGCGGAUGGUGGAGAUCGGCAGCCGCUGGCAGCGCAUCUCCCAGGGCCAGAAGGACCACUACAAAAAACUGGCAGAGGAGCAGCAGAAGCAGUACAAGGUGCACCUCGACAUCUGGCUCAAGAGCCUCUCGCCCCAGGAGCGGGCUGCCUACAAGGAACACAUUUCCAACAAACGCAAGAGCAUAGGGAAGAUCCGGGGUCCCAACCCCAAGAUGAAGCCAACGAUGCAGUCCAAGUCGGAGUCAGAGGACGACGACGAGGAGGAAGAGGAGGAGGAAGAUGACGAUGAAGAUGAGGAUGAUGAUGAUGACAACGGUGACUCGUCAGAGGAAGGCGGCGACUCCUCGGAGUCCAGCAGCGAGGAGGAGAGCGAGGACGGGGACGAGUGUGAAUGCCGAGUAAGUCACCAGAGUCAAAGCUUUACACCGGUGCAACUGAAAUCAGCCUAUGCUGGAUGGCGCUGGGGCCAGAAACCGUGUCCGUGCCUUGUGCUCGCCACCGGACAGAACGACGAGGACGAUGAGGAUGAGGAUGAUGAGGACGAGGAUGACAACGACUCAGAGGGCAGCAGCAGUUCCUCCUCCUCCUCGGGGGACUCCUCCGACUCCGACUCCAACUGAUCGGCCAAGCUCUUUGUAAUGUCGUUUGGUUUCUCGGUUUCGGUCCCAAAUCCCCCCUGCAGCCCCUCCAAAUCCUUCCUCCUCUUCCUCCUGCCCCCCUGUGGGACCCCUGGAGCGGGGGCUGGGGGCACCCCUCCGCCGAGCUCACACUACGGAGGGGGAUCAGGGGCUGCUUCCCCCCGUCUGGGGGGCGAGGAGAGAGCCCCCCACCCCUGCCCCCCGCUUUACUCCCGAGGGGAAGCGAUUUUUUUUUUGGAAUUUCAUUCUUUCCAGGGGGGUGUCUCUCCAUCCCUACCCCCAUAACCCCCUCGCUACCAGCUCUGGACUUUCUAGAAAGAGAAGAAAAACACACA